Molecule: messenger RNA, 6289 nt
Organism: Candidula unifasciata
Lineage: Eukaryota; Metazoa; Mollusca; Gastropoda; Stylommatophora; Geomitridae
Source: the annotation of a GenBank genome assembly
CAACUUACUCUUGGAGGAUCUGGCGCAGGUGAUAUCCGAGAACGUCAGUGCGGAUAUGAACACGCCGCCAACAUCCCAGGCAUACAACACCAGCAGCAGCAACAACGAAAGCAACACUACCGGCUCUGGUAAAUGUGGCGGUGUGCCCCAAGAAGUUAAAACAGGUGAGGAGCUUCUUCGUCUUCUUUUUCUCGGUGGUUGUGUUAGUCCCUCAUCCAAUGCAGUACAGCAGAGCCAAGUCUCAUCAAGCAAGCCUACCUUCGUGCCAAAUGAGUUGCUAGGAUCUAUCUUACUCAAGGCUCUGAACGGGUUCCUGUUUGUGGUGAAUAACCAGGGAAAGGUUGAGUUCAUAUCGGAGAACGUUACACAGUUUCUGAAAUAUACUCAGGAUGACCUAGUUGGCAAAAGUAUCUACAACAUUAUACAUGUGGGUGAUCACCCACAGUUCAGUACUAAGCUACUGCCUAUGACACUGACCAGUGGCUUGGCCUGGCCAAGUGAUUCACCAACAACCCGAGGAUGUAACUUUCAAUGUCGUAUGCUUGUAAAACCUCCAACUGAAGAAGAUGAUGAUGUAGAGCUGAAGCAGGCAUAUAUUACACACUAUGAGAACAUGCAAAUCACAGCGAUCUUCCAGCCUUGCCUGGCCCAGAAACUUACCGACCAACCACUGUUUUCUCCACAGUCCAAAAAUAAGACGUGUCUGCUGUGUAUAGCCCGGCGUCUGCCGAUGAAUGAGAAAAACAAUAUGAUGACUGGUGCAGUAAGCCACUUUAUCACAAAAGAAGAUGUGCAUGGGAAAAUCCUUCAAGCUGAAACCAGAAUAUCCAGUUCUAAUAGAGAAUAUGAUUUUCUUUCCAGUCAUGGCAAGGUGAACUUGGAGGGUACCCAUAUACAUGACUUCUGUUAUCCGGAAGAUCUACCACAACUUAAAAAGCAUUCCCAAGAAGUUCUGAAGAAUGGACAGAAUACUAGUGGAAUUUACCGGUUCAGACUGGCUGAGAAUCGAUAUGUUUUUGUUCAGACAAAAAGCAGACUGUUUAAAAACCAGAUGACUGGUGAACCAGACUUCAUUAAUUCCACUCAUUCAAUUAUCCGUUAUAAACUUCUUGCACUUACAGAUGACAGCCUGGACAUAAAACCAAUGAUUCCUUCAGCCACCAAUGGCCUUGGGGGAAGUAACUGGGUAUCAGCUCCUUCGAUGAAGUCCCCUGCACCCAGAAGCAUACCGUCACCAUUACAGUUUGCCCUGCAGAGUGGAUCUGGAGGACAUACCGGCUCCAAACGACCACCCAACUUGAAUAUGAGCCGGAGGAGCAUCUCAGUGACAUCGUACGAGGGAUCUCAGAAAAAUAUCAGGCUGACCCCAAGUCCUGGCAGUGCACCUCGCAGCGCUGGAUUUAACCAGCGAACGGCUCCAGGGCACCCCAACCAGCGUAGCCCUGCUGCAGUGACCAUAAAUGGAAACUCGGCUAUGCAACAGAUUCGAAGCCCAAGACAGCUUUCAUUGGGAUUUCAGCGAAACACAGCCGGAUCACCACUGUUGUCUCCGCAGUCUGGUUUUCCCUUGACAUCCGCCAGCUGGGGUCGACCACCAGCGUCAGUGACACCAACCCAGACAAGUAGCAGCGAUGUCUCACAGACUACUAGCACACCUGUUGGUGCACCUCGCUUAUCUCCCUUGGGGACACUUCAGUCUCUGGACUCUAUUUCUCACUCGGGGAUGUUGGGGGGCACAUCUCAAGCUGGAAUGACUGGAGGAUCCGACAUGAACAUAAAUAUUCUGGUCCCUUCCUCAGGGUUUCAGUCUUCUUCGUUUCAUUCCUCCACUCUGCCAUCAUAUUCAACGAGUUUGAUGGUCAGUAGCAAUAUUCAGCAGAACAUGACCACACUAGCUGGUGGCAACAACAGUAAUAAUUCAGGUAUGUCUUCCCAGAGACUUUGCCAGCUCCUGACACAGAAGUCAUUCUCAGAAUCCAUGCAUUCACCCAUAACUGGGGAUGGGAGACGGUCGAUUGUGGGCAGAGGUCGUCGUGCUUCCGGACAGAUUGGAUCAGCGGGUACCCCAAACCCAGUUUCUAGCAGCAGUAGUGGUAGUUUAGCAUCAGCUGGGGACGUUGCAGGCUUGACCAUGAAUAUGCACUGGUCCGCCAAUUCAAAAAGCAUGAUGAAAUCUCCAGAUGACCAUUUGUAUCAAUCACCAACUGAAGGACCAGGCCAGAGUCCUCAAGAAAAACCCCAGAGCACUUCUGAAGAUGGGGAGACGGAAGUUUCAAAUGCCCAUGGAAUUGAUAUCAGUAUGGGUAUUAGCAACAGCAAGAACAGCUAUCACCAGCAAGUGGGAGGCAGUAUGAGCAACAGCAGCAAUAAGCCUAAUGUCAACAGUAAUACUGGUGUUGUUGUUGGUGGUGGUGGAGGAGGAGGAGGAAGCAGAGGCGGUGAUAGGAACAACAUUUUAAAAUCUCUGCUAAGUCAGGAGGAUGAUGACGAACCGUCUUUGCCUGAUCAUAGUCACUCGUCGACACCGAUCAGUUCUGGGAACGUUGGCCACACCUUAAGUUCCAAAGAUUUUACUGCUGGGGUUGACAAGAAUGAGGCCGAGCCGAGAAAGACAAAUGCUUUAUUGAAGCAACUUUUGGGGGAGCAGAAUGGCAACCCAGAUAAAAACCAACAGAAGGAGCUCACGGAAAGAAUACGCCAGGAAAUAACUGGGCAUACAGUGAGAGCUUCUCCUUCCUACCACAGGGCUAUGACGCCUGCCACCUGCAAUCCAUCCAUUACUACAACUACAGCUGUGGCUGAUUCCGUCAUCGUCACGAAAAAGAGGAAAGUCAGCAAUGGCCGAGAGUUGCUGCAACAUUUGCUCGAUGAAGAUGAUGAUGCUGAUAGUGUGCCCAAGCUAAACAUUACAACCUCGGCACCUGCUCAAAAACAAAGCCAGGCGCCAACCAGCAGUAACAUCAGCAGCAUCAACAUCAGCAGCAUCAACAGUAGCAGCAUCAUCAACAACAAUGGCAAACGCAGAAAGAUGUCUGUCUCAGAUGUAGAUAGUAGUGAUGGUGUUAACACGGACAUGGAACCCAGUACUUCAUCCGUUGUGCCAAACACACAGCAGAGCAAGCUGUCCCAAACAAACGCACUUUUAGCACAACUGCUGAGCAGAAAGGCUAAAAAGGAAACUGUCAUCAACACCAACAUUUCUAUAAGCCCAACUGGGGUUCCUCAGAACCGUUACCCACCAGAUCUCAUCAACAGGGUUAUCAGCAUCAAAUCAGCCGCAGAAAGAGUGGAAAAUAUAGCUUUGGGAAAUAUUGUUGGUACCACGGAGAAAAGCUUAGGGAUGAAGUUCCUUGGGAGAAUGUCCAGUACAGAUGUUGCACCAAAGUCGAGUACACCUGGCAGUGUCACACUAAACAGUAAUAAUAAUAAUACUAGUAAUAAUACCACUAUGCCAAAUUUUCUGAAUGGAGGCUAUUUGAAUAGUCAGUCGGAGUUGGGUACAGUGACUAGUAUGAAUACACUUGAUCCAAUGUCCACAGAGAGUCAGAUCAGCCAGUUCCAGCGUCUGUUAGAGAGUGAGGAAGUUUUGUUCAGCAGUGACUCUUUAAUGGCAGACUCUUCGGCUGAGCAUGGACCCAGUGACUUUUCUGAGAAUGAUCAGCUGUUUCAGCAGAUCCUGCAGCAGGCGGCAGACCUACAAGAAGAUCUGCAAAAGAAUCGGGCGGGUAAUUCUGGAAUAAAUCAAAUCCCUUCACAAGGUGCAUCGUUUUCUAGAAUGGGUAGUAGCAGUGACACCAGUGUUGUGUCUGAUUUGACCGCAAAUUUAUCGACUGUUAGUUCUAUUGUCCAGGCAUUGAGCUCAACAAGUCGACCUUCUGUGCAAAUAAGACUGAAUCCAUUACAACAACAGCAACAGUUACAACAGCAGCAACAAUUACAACAGUUACAACAGCAACAGCAGUUACAACAGCAACAGCAGUUACAUCAGCAACAGCAGUUACAACAGCAGCAACAGUUACAGCAGCAACAACAGCAGCAGCAACAACAGCAUCAAGAUAGACUUCAACUCUUGUCCAGUCAAAGACUUUUACAGCAACAGCUGUUGCAGCAGAGACAAAACCAGCUUUCUCAAAUGUCUGUAAACAGUAAUAUGUCUGUGCAACAAAUCCAGCAGAAAUCUCGCAGCAAUGACUUGCUAACUCUACAGCAACAAGAACAGCAACAGCAUGAACAGUUUUUGCCCUCCCCACAGCAACCUUCAUCCACCACAUCAUCGUCAUCAUCACAGUUAUCUUUGAUUCCCACCCAGCUGCCGCCGUCUUCUACAUCUUCAUCGUCUCAGCAGAACACUCAGCACCAGCAGCAUCAGCAACCAGUAGCAGACAUGGACCUGGACGAUGAGUCCAACGUGGUAGCUCAGCUGGAAGAGAUUUACAGAGAAACUGGCAACUGGCCUAAUUUGGAUAACUUGGUGCCGAGUGUCAAUCAUUCCCAGCAGGACCAGUCCAAUGAACAGCUUGUGAUUGAUGACAUCAAGAGAAGGCUCAUGAGCGAGGAUCCUUUGAUCUCGCUUCAUCAACAGCAGCCACCAAUGAAUGAAGAAGUUAUAGAUAGCAGUCCACUUGCAACUGCUUUACAAAGUGGCACCCCAGUCUUACAAUCUGGCACAAACAAACCUGCAUUUAAUGUACGGCAGACUAUUUUGUACCAGCAAAGGCAUCGGCAGAAUGACAAGCAGAAGCAGACGAGGGAGCGCCAGCAGAAAAGUUUGCAGUUGCAGCAACAGCAGCUUCAAGGUUUAGGCCAGGUUUUCAGUCAGAGGUUUAACCAGACUGUUCUGCCUACGUCUGAUGGGACCACAGUUACACAGCCACCCUUCCUUGACAACCUGAGGGAGUUGAUGACCCAGGGACACCCUCCUAACGUGACAUUGUCUGUACAGCGAGGUCAAGGUAUACCUGGCCCUAUGUCUCCCCGCUUCAGUUUACCUUCCCCUCAAACUAGCCAACUGUCCCCCCACUUAACCCCUCAGUCUGGGUCAGGAGGCACCUGGCAUCUAAGAGUUCAAGGCCCAUCAGAACCUCUAGGACUGCAGGGUAAUCAGUUCUCACCCAACUUGAACCAGCAGAGGUCUCUAGCAAGCAACUCCCUACCGAGCCCCGGCAGUCAGCUACAACAGCAGAAGCAGCAGCAGCAGCAACAACAGCAGCACCGCAUACAGCUAAACGAAGCUGGACAGCUGGGUAAUUCAUCUAAUGCUGUGAACGGUAAUACCGGCAGCACACUGCAAAUGACUGGCUUGUUCUCACCAUCGCAACCUCAGCAGCAACAGCUGAAGCAAGGAGGCCAGGGACAGUAUCAGCAGUCAAGAAUCAUACAUAGAAUGCCAUCUGGUCAUGGAUCACCAAGGACACCAAACAGUCCAUACAGCUCUAGUCCUUCAGAUCCUCUGCUGUCUCCACAAAGUGUUGUGUCUCCCAGUUCAAACAUGCGACAACAACAACAACAGCAGCAGCAGCAAGCUGGCAUCCAGGUCAACUCACAGUUUAACCAGGUCCAAUUGUCUGCUGGGUUUGGAAAUUCAGGCAGGAUUUCUGCGAGUCCAAACACAUUUCAAGGGGGAACUGCUGUAUCCUCUGGCAUGAGUACUUUUAGUCCAAGCAGCACAAUGUCCCAGUCCACAGCCACCGCCCUGCAAGAAUUUGAGCGGCAGCUGAUUGAUACAGCAAUGAAUUCCAUGGAGAACAAAGGGCAUUCCAAUGAAAUGGGCAUGAGCAGCUCUAGUUCGUCCACGUCUGAGUACGUGAAACAGGAGCUGCGCAACAUCUGCAGUGCUCGCUCAGAAAAACAGCACCAGCAACAGGAGAUGACCCAGUCCUCUGUUUUGGUAAUAUUUUUCAAUGACAUGUCCAAGGAGCAUGGUGGACCACUAAGCAGCCCGCAUGAAACACAAGCUGUGACUCAGACAAGACUCGAAGCCAAGCACAGAUACAGGCAGUUUAAGAGACUUUCAGCCUCGGGACAACUUGUACCUGCAGCAGCGGUUGCAGAUCUCUCAGAAGGAGCUGAGGUCAAAGCCACAAGUCUUUUUCGCAACCAGUUGUUAAGGCCGGUGCAAAAUGCAUCCACACCUGUGACAGGAAGUAUCAAACUGAUGGUGCAACCAUCAGGCAAGAUUGCUGAGGUGCCAAAAGUGAAUAUCGUGCAGACAGGAGCCAGGACUCCUGUUGAGGAAAUGAGGCCGGCCGACAACAGGUACAGUCUUUUGUGCCAGCUGCUAUCUGAAUAG